This is a messenger RNA of Seriola dumerili (greater amberjack), 1354 nucleotides long. Its product is annotated as signal-regulatory protein beta-2-like. NCBI's taxonomy places the organism in Eukaryota, Metazoa, Chordata, Actinopteri, Carangiformes, Carangidae. The record is from RefSeq and is a predicted model, not a curated record. The coding region runs from base 23 to 1069 and encodes 348 amino acids. The transcript has 6 exons. Gene Ontology annotation, biological process: response to bacterium.
UCUCAAGUGGAUCAAUCAGAAAAUGCUGAUCGUAUUUUGCGUAGCGCUUGUGUUCACAUUUGGACAAUGCAGAGACGACCAGAACUUUUUGACAAAAACUGUUCAUGUUGGUGAAGAUGUAACUCUAACAUGUAGCCGCCAGAAUAUAGACGUAGGAACCUUAUUUUGGAUCAGACUUGUUGCUGGAAACUUGCCUGAAGUCUUAGGAGCCACUUACACUUUUGCUAGUGCCUACUUUAAUAAGACUCCUCGAAUCACAGCAAAACAAGAGCCCGGAACGUUUGUUCUUCAUAUUACCAAAACAGAGCUGAGUGAUACUGCAUUUUACUACUGUGAAAAACAUGUUGAACUACGAACAACAUUUCUGAAUAUUACUUUUCUGAGAGUCAAAGGACCAGAACCAGAUAUCACUGCCGUCAUUCAAGUCCCUUCAUCUGAUCCAGCCCGGCUAGGAGACUCAGUGACCUUGCAGUGUUCAGUCCUCUCUGACUCUGAGAAGAAAACAUGUUCAGGUGAUCCCAGUGUGUACUGGUUCAGAGCCACAUCAGAUGAAUCUUAUCCCAGUGUCAUUUACGCACAUGGAAACAGUGGUGAUGAAUGUGAGAGGAGUCCUGAUGCCCACUCUCCUCCGAAAUGUGUCUAUAACUUCUCCAUGAACAUCACCUCCUCUGAUGCUGGGACUUAUUACUGUGCUGUGGCCACAUGUGGGGAGAUAUUAUUUGGGAAUGGUGCAAAACUGGAAAUUGAAGCAGCCAACAUGUGGCCAUUUGGCAAUUCUCAGAGGGCAAAUACAGUUUUGCUUCUACUGUCUGCUGCUUUGGCUCUAAGUUUUAUCGUUAUAGCCUUACUAAUUUACAUCAUCAAGAAAAGCAAGUAUAAUUGUUUCAAUGAUUCUUCUGCUGACAUUCAAACUAAUGCUGCAACAGCCAUUGGUGAUCAACAAAGUCACAAUACAGAUGGAGACUCAUUGGUUUAUUCUGUGGCAAUUUUUACAAGGAAAGAUGGCCGAAGUUUAAUGAGUGGUGCAAAAGCAGUUGAGGGAGGGAGCAUUUACUCGAAUGUGGGCUAGGAAUAGCAACAUACACACUGGAGAGUCUUAUUGAUGUUAAUUUCAUGCUUGUAUGAUACACCAUGUGGGGAUAUUAGAAGUAUAUGUUAUGUCAUAUGGCAAAUGUUUUCCCUCGAGUGACUUACACAUUCGGACCAGAUGUUUAUAUGUUUCAUUUCUGUAAUUUUUUUGUUAGGUCAGUGUUAAAAGUCUUUUCUAAUUCUUUCUUUUGUCUAUACUAUGUUUUUUUGAACUCUUAUGUGAAAGGUUUUAUAUUCAAGCAUUCAAUGUCACAAUAGGAAAAGC